AUGGGGAAGGGGAAGCCUGGACAGUGGGUACCCCUGAGAUCCCUGGGACAACAAAGUGGAGAACCUGGAGAGGGGGAAUAUCAGGGAAUGUGGCACCCUGAAAGCGAGACAGAGGAGAAGGGACCCUUGGGACCCCCAACACUGCCAGCAUCCCAGACAGGGGAGACACUCUGUAUCCCAGAGGGGAGACGCCAGAGAGGGGUAACUUCUGGGAGAGAUGUUUUGGGCUAAUCUUCAUAUUUUGGAAUAUUUUUUAGCUGAGUCUCAACUUUUUGCAGUUUGGGCGGGUAAAAGUCAUCUUGCUAUUUCUGAGGGGUUUUGCCUGAAUCUCGAUGGUUUGGGUUUUUCUGGGCUGAAUCUUGGUGUUUGAGGUUUUUAUGGACACAGGAUGCCCGGUGAGUUCUAGAGAUGGACUUGGGCAGGAGGAACCCCCAAGCCAACGCGCUCAGCCCUUGUUUUCCCCCCAUCAGGAUUUGUCCUUCCCAAAGCUUGGGCGGAUGGAGGAGGAGGCUGCGAGGAAGAGGAAGAUGCCUUGGGCCCCCCAGGCAGGUGAGGAGGAAGUCAGUGUCCCUUUGGGCGGGUGUUGUGCUGGCUCUGUCAGCCGAGCAUGGCCCCGGCUGCAGGACAACCCCGCUGGCGCCGCCGUCCUGCCGGGGCCGGAGUUGGGGGGAUGUCCUUGGCCUUCCCUGUGGGCCGGAGGCAAAUCCCCUGCCUGUCCUUCUUGCUUCCUGCCCCAGGCCCCGAGCUGAGGACGGAGAGCCCGGAGGACAAAUCCCCCCGUGAGACCCUGGUGGGAGAGGCCGUUUUGAAGGGCUCCCCGGCGCAGGAAGGCAGCGGGGAGGAAAAGGGCCGGAGAUCCCCCCGCAGGAGGGGCUCCAAAGCCAUCCCAGGGUGCUCUGAGGAGGAAAGAGCCAGCCUGUGCCAGGAAGGCAGCCGGAGCUUGAGGCGGAGCUCUGAGCUGGUGGUCCCUGAGCAGCCUCUCAGCAGAAAGAAACCCUUCCAGUGCUUGGAAUGUGGGAAGAGCUUCAGGACAAGCACUGAACUAAUCCAACACCAGCACAUCCACACUGGAGAACAUCCCUACAUGUGUGGGGAAUGUGGAAAGAGCUUCAGGCACAGCUCCAGCCUGAUCCGACACCAGCAUAUCCACACUGGGGAACGGCGCUACACAUGUGGAGAAUGUGGGAAGAGCUUCAGGGACAGCUCCGACCUGAUCCGACACCACCAUAUCCACACUGGGGAAUGGCCAUACACAUGUGGGGAAUGUGGGAAGGGCUUCAGGAAGAGCUCCUGCCUCCUCUCCCACCAGCUCAUUCACACUGGGGAGUGUCCCUACACAUGUGGGGAGUGUGGGAAGAGCUUCAACCAUCGCUCCACCCUAUUCACCCACCGGCUCAUCCACACUGGGGAACGGCCCUACACGUGUGGGGAAUGUGGGAAGAGCUUCUACCAGAGCUCCACCCUCCACAUCCACCAGCGCAUCCACACUGGAGAACGGCCCUACAAGUGCUUGGAAUGUGGGAAGAGGUUUCAGACCAGCUCAAGUCUCCUCAGACAUGAGCGGACGCACAGGGAUGAGAGGCCCUUCCGCUGCACCAACUGCGGGAAGGGCUUCAAGCACAACUCCACCCUCGUCAGGCACCGGCGCAUCCACACCGGCGAGAGGCCCUACAAGUGUGGGGAGUGUGGGAAGAGCUUCACCCAGAGCUGUCACUUGACCAAACACCAACGGACCCACCAGUAAGGGAAGCCCUACCAGUGCCCCGACUGCAGGAAGAGCUUCGGCUGUAGGACUGACACACAAAAAAGGUUUCAAAAGGUCUUCAGGAUUUUGAGUAUCUGCACUCCAACAUCAAUUUAUUCUUUGGAAUAUGUGUAAGUUUAACUUCAUUUUAGUCUGAAAGCCAAAUUCACCACUACCCCAUUCCCUGAUAACCGUGGGCUGAUUCUGACAAGUGAGGCAGAAAUUACCCACUGCCCAGCAAAAACCAGUGGGGCCAGCCAGUGGUCUCUGCCCUGGCAGCCCUGUUUCCCCAGUCUCAUCUCAAAAUGACCAGUUACACUGAAGCAAAGAGCACUGGAACCAGUGCAACAAGCCCCAGUCUGACUUUCACACCUGCCCACGUGUCCUGU
Molecule: messenger RNA, 2133 nt
Organism: Pseudopipra pipra
Lineage: Eukaryota; Metazoa; Chordata; Aves; Passeriformes; Pipridae
Product: zinc finger protein 239-like
Exons: 1
Coding region: 608-1744 (378 amino acids)
Biological process (GO): regulation of transcription by RNA polymerase II
Molecular function (GO): RNA polymerase II cis-regulatory region sequence-specific DNA binding; DNA-binding transcription factor activity, RNA polymerase II-specific
Source: RefSeq, a predicted model, not a curated record